AUUUCAUUGAAAUUAUUAAAACGAUACAAUCGAAAUAUUUCUACCGGUUAAUUAUAAAUUAAAAAGAAAAAAAUUUUAAAUAAUAAAUAAGACUUAAUGGCAUCGUUAAUUGAAAAUACAGUAGGUAUAUCAUCAAUAAAUAUUGUUUUUGGAUUUCCUUGUUUUUAUCAUCGUAAUAUCGAUCAAUUAUUGAAUAAAGAUGUUAUUGCUAAAUGUGAGUUUAAAGUUGAUGAAAAGGGUACUUUGUAUCAUGUAGUACACUUCAAAAAUGGAUCAUCAUCUAAAUUAAUAUCACAAUUACCAUCGUGUCGUUAUGUUGCUGGUUAUAACAGUAGUACAAUAACACUAUUUGAAAUAAUAAGUACAUUUAUAUUAACACCACUAUCGCGUAUUUCUGUUGACACACGAUUUGUAUAUUUAUGUAUACUAUUUAAUGAUAUAUUUAUGUAUAUUAAUGAACUGACGCAAAAAAAAAUAAUCAAUAGUUAUCUGAUGGGUAAUGAGCAUCGCGUCAAAUUAUUUUGUGAUAACAUUGUAUUUGUAAAUGCUCAUAAUCGGCUAUCAUUUUUAUUACGGAAUACCUUGAUGACUGUUGAGUCUAGUAAAUGUAAACAUCAAUUCAUACGUCAGUAUACAAGUAUAUUGUUUAUUGUUAAAUACAUAUUAUUUUCUAGGAUAACUAAAUCAUCGCGUAUCGAUAUAAAUAAUAAUAAUAAUAAUAAUAAUAAUGACGCAUCUAAUGGAAUUAAUAAAAGUAGUAGAGUAUUACAUGAUGGUAUUUGUAAAUUGAAACAAUAUAAAUGUCGAAUGACAUUUAUCGAUGAGUCGCAACUACAUAGCGUUUUUUGUAUGCAAUUAACGCAACGUAAUUCGAGUGCUUACAAAUUAUUAAGAUUAAUUGAUAUAUUUAAUAUACCUGUUGAACCAUCACAAAAUAUUAUUCAUCAAGUAUUUUCGUUAUGAUGUUUUACUAUU
This is a messenger RNA of Microplitis demolitor, 975 nucleotides long. RefSeq lists its product as uncharacterized. Lineage: Eukaryota; Metazoa; Arthropoda; Insecta; Hymenoptera; Braconidae. The coding region runs from base 97 to 963 and encodes 288 amino acids. The transcript has a single exon. The record is from RefSeq and is a predicted model, not a curated record.